Molecule: messenger RNA, 9335 nt
Organism: Notothenia coriiceps (black rockcod)
Lineage: Eukaryota; Metazoa; Chordata; Actinopteri; Perciformes; Nototheniidae
Product: versican core protein-like
Exons: 8
Coding region: 65-8920 (2951 amino acids)
Biological process (GO): positive regulation of neuroblast proliferation; central nervous system development; glial cell differentiation
Cellular component (GO): synapse; perineuronal net
Molecular function (GO): calcium ion binding
Source: RefSeq, a predicted model, not a curated record
ACCAGAGAUAAGUCCUAGUUUCCCAACAUUAGAGGAAGAGAGCUCAGUAGAGCAAACUACUAAAAUGUCCAGCAAAGACACUACGGUUCCUACAUCUUCUUCGUUGUUUAGCACUGAGAAAUCAACUGUUCUUUCCAUUGGGGAACAAGCCAGUGCUACCACAGCUCAGACAGAGAGGUCUUCAGUCUCUGCAAUAACUGAUAAGACGGUACAAAGUGCCAUGGUCACUAAAGCAGCUGAAGAUGGCUCAGGUGACCAAACAUCUGACAUGUACACUGAUAUCUCUUCCCUCAUAAAUGUCACAAAACUGCCAUCAUUUACAGGAGAACCAUCCAUUUCGCCAUCCUCUGAUGAGACACUCACAAGCUCAAUGACAAUGUCUCCAAGUUGGGCAUCUGUUAAAUCCUCUGUUAUGGAAAUGGAUGAUGAUUCUAUCAGCAGUAUAUCUACAAUGGUGGAGUCCAUUCCUUCAUUCAGUGGACCAACCAUGGGCCCUGGAACUGCAUCAUUGGCAGUUCAACCAACCACUCAAGCUGAAAAGUCUGGAGACAGCAGUGUUGAUUUCACCGCAGAGUCCUUACUUCAGGCAACCACUCUGUCCUCAAUGUUAAACACUGAAACUCCAUCAGUGACUGCCACAAGUCAAACAGAAAGAUUGUCAGCUACACCAGAGACAAGUUCUACUCUCUCAAAAACAGAUGAAGAUGGCUCAGGUGACCAAACCCAAUACAUGUUCACGCAGUCUUCGUCUGUCACGUCUAAAACCUCUCUGUUUAGCACUGAGGCACCAACUGCAACAUCUCCGGUUACAUCAUCUGCUGUUUCAGACAUUAAGGAUCAAGACAUUAGCAGUGGAACUAUAAAGGCUGAUUCAGUUCUUACCUCAAUUGGAUCAACCCUUAAACCGGAAACAUCAUCAUUGCUCAUUCCCACAGGAACAGAGGGUUCUGGAGACAUCACCCAUGAUUUUCCUCAAGAGUCAACCAUCAGAGCAACUACUUUCUCUUCAUUGUCGAGUACAAAGUCACCAUCAGUGACAGCAUCACAUGAAACUGGAACAAGUGACACUUUGAAAACAGCUAUUACCAGAGCUUCAUCAUUAUACAGUACUGAGAAACCAACAUCUGGAUCAGCUAAAACUCAAGAUACUGUUACGACAAGUCUAACAAGUAAAACAUCAGCUACACCAGAGAUAAGUCCUACUCUCUCGAAAACAGACAGCACUGACAAUUUCACUAAAGCGCCCUUCACCACAGUAACUGCUGUCUUAUCAAUGUCUAGCACAGAUUUGCCACCAAUCACAGCAUCACGUGAAACUGAAACAAGUAAAACUUCAGCAAUCCAGAUCAUUGAAGAUUUGGAGACAAGUUCUACAAUUAGUUUUUCAGAAGAAGACGGCUCAAAUGGGCACACAACUGCAAUUCUAACAGAGGAAUCAUCCACUCUGUCUUUUGUGCCAACUACUGACCAAAAAGGGAAUCCAAGCAGUCACUCAGCUAUAGUUAUUGGCAGCUCACGGGAAACAGUUACUGCAUCUCCUAGCUCCACAAGCCCAUCCAUUCCUAUAAUCGAUGAGAGUGAGUUGAUUUAUCAAACCACCACUGUUGCUGGUAAAAAAAGCACUUUUUCUUCCAUGUUCAGCACAGAAAGACCAACAGUAACCACAGGAUUACUUGAACCUGACCAAAUUUAUACCUCUGAAUCUACUAUUACGUCUCCUCCAACUGACAUCUCAUCAUCCUCUUUGUUCAGCACAGCGAAACCUAUGAUCACAACUGUUGCAAGUGUGGCAGCCACAAAGACAAUGACAGAUAUUACUUCAUCUCUUCACAGUACUGAAAAACCUAAAGUGGUUUCAGCGAGCACAAUGCAUGCAGAGGGCUCUGGUGACCAGUUCACUGAUAUGUCGGCUCAGAUCUCAGCUGUGACAGAUUCUUCGGUUGCAACCUCCUCUCAUGGCACUAAAAUCAUUGACGUUUUAAAAUCUCAAGUAACCAUAGCUUCUUCUCUCUACAGUACUGAGAAACCCACACUAGUACCACCAACUGCAUCCAUCGAAUCUAAAACCAAAAUCCCAUUUUCUACAGCCACAGAUACAAUUGAAAUAGCUGAGACUCAGACCACAUCACAACCUAUUGUUGAAUCAUCAUCCCAAACUACUUCACUGUUGAUGAAAGAAGACUCUACAGAUGUUACCCACUUUUCUACCACAAUUGAGGCUACUUCUGUAUCAGACUCUGACACAUCUGAAUCCACAGAUAAAACUCCAACAACAACAGCCUUUGAUCAACACACAAUAAUGACCUCUGAGCCAUCAAUUGCCUCCACUUUUAUGGGAGGAGAAAGUUCAAGUGCAGGAGAUUUUACAACAGUCCCAACAAGUACUUUUACCUUGGGAACCUCUCAACCCAUGGCGAUCCCUAGUGUCACUGUGUAUACCUUAAAGGAAACCUCCACAUUUAUUGACAUGGAGAGCUCUGGCAGCUCUACCGAUGAAGAUGAUUUGGAAUCUAGUACAGAUGGAUCUGGUGCAGGGAUAUCCAUUGAGACUACCAUAAAACCCCAGAAAGAAUUUACUGAAGCCAUAGAUGAGACUGAAUUUGAUGACAAAGUGAGCACCCCUGACAUGUUAAGUGUCGCAUCCUCAACUCAAUCCAACACACAGCUUACCAAGGAAUUUAUGACAUCAACUCAAUCACCACACCUGACAAGCAGUGAGCAUUUUAUUACUGAACAGGGCAGUGGGGUCUUCACAGAUGACUCUACAUUGGAGGAUGAGAGUUCAGGUGAUGAUCUUUCUGAUGGACCAACUACAUUUGAACCAGUCACAAGUCAUCCCCUGUCCACAACUGUUGCAGCUACAAAAGGAAUCAUGUUAUCAUCUAGUGCUGUUGCUUUUCCUGAGGAGAGCUCAAGUGACCAAACAACUGCUUUAUUGGACAUUAAAGAUAUAGAGAUAAAGAGUACAGCUUCUUCCCUAUUCAGCACAGAGACACCUAAAACAACAACAUCAUUGCAUGAAAGUGGACCAUAUGUUUCAACAUCUGCUCAAACAGUAUCAUCUUCUCUCUACAGCACUGAGAAACCAAACAUAACAGUAUAUGCUGUAACAUCUGCCCAGUUGGGUAACACGUCUUUAUCUGCAACAGCUACAUCAACACCAAGUUCAGCCUUCACAUUUGGAGAAGCCACAGGUGAAACUGAAACCCUUGUGUCUUUCACAGCAACCACUGAUGAGCAGGUUUCCUCACAGUCGGGGGACAUUGCUCCAGAUACAGAAAGACCCAUCGCUUCUGAAUCGACAGUGCCUUCUGUCUCAAGCAUUGACCAGGAGGAAUUUACUCUAGCCGAGCACAUAACGCAGUCAUCCUAUACAACUGUCUCCCCCCAUACAAAAGAAGCGUCAGUUAGUGAUCACUCUGCAAUUGACUUCACCACAGAAAGCUCAAGCACUGAACAUAAGCAAACUGUAGGCACAAUGAUGUCCCCCCCUAUUCCCUCCAUUAUAUAUCAAAGCAUCACAGACCAACAGGUUGUCAUCAUUACUCCCAGUAGCAGCAUAGCCAAAACUGACCUAACUGAACAAACACCUACCAUGGUCCUGCAUGUGUCUAAACCAUCAGACAGCACAACCAUCAUAUUCACAGAGGAUGCAAAAGAUGAAGAUGAGCUUUUCUCUACAGCUACAGACAGUAUGAGGGAAGGAAGCCCCACUCCCGAACUUAUUACCAAAGAUGAUAAUAUCAUUGAUGCAGACACUAUCUCCAUAGUUCCCUCUUCUUCCUUUUACCCAACAAUUCAGACAGAGGAAGCUGGAGGUGUCACACCAAUUACAAUGUCUCAAAUGUUGGAAGUAACAGAACAAUCAGAAGGUUCAGGGACUGAUGCCACCUUCUUUACUCCUACACCAGUAACUUUACAUGCAACCUCAAUCACUGAAUUGGCAUUAGCCUUUUCGUCUUCAGAAUAUUCAACACCCACUCCAAAACCAACAAUUGUGGAAGGUGUAUCUAGUAUGGAGACAUCUAGUGAAGAGGUGGAGACAUCUAGUGAAGAGGUGGUUACAUCUAGUGAAGAGGUGGUUACAUCUGCACCACAGGCCACUCCAGCUAACACUCUGUCCACAAAUUCAGUCUCUCAAGUAACCCAUUUAACUACACCAUAUACUGUAUUUCCUAAUGAGACACAAUCAAAACCAGUUCCAGAGCUGGUGGACAAUGACUUUUCAGGCGAUGACACUGCUGAUAAUGUUACUGAGUCUAUCACUGAGAUUGCUGCUUCAUCAUUUGUGCCUUCUCAAACUUUAACUGAAACAACAGACUCAAGCUCAAUCACACCGGUGUCAAGUGAGGAGUAUAUGUUCAGCACAGUAGAAAAAGAAAAUAACAUGACAUCCUUACCCACAGCCGUUCCUGACACAAGUCAUGGCCCAACAGAUGAAACAUUAAGUGUGACCAUUUCCACGCAAACUGUUGCUGCCACACAACUUACAUCAGUGUCCACUGAACCUGGCACACUCAAAACAACGAGUAAAGCUUUUAAUGAAGAAUUUUCAGGUGAUGACUCUAGUGAAUGGACAGCAUCUGAGAAAACAACAUCAACAUCUACAGUCUCUUUACUGUUCAGCACUGAAAAACCAACUGUUGCCCCUGAACAAAGACAUACAAAUGGGGUGAUUCCAGGUGAACAAAAUCAAAGUAUGUUCACUGAGGGCAUAAUAACAACAGAUAAGGCAGAACACAUCUCACCAACCUCACCUGGCACUGCCACAGGAGAGUUUACAAAGUCACCAGCAAGUGCUCCCUCUUCUCUUUAUAGUACAGGGAAACCAUCUGUCACUGUUUUGAAAGACGUAACUGAUGCAGACACUUCAAUGUAUCCAACUUCUGCUCCACUAACAACUUCAACCUUCAACAUGAAGGUAGAACCAGUAACAUUUUCCGUGACCUCAACUGAACCUGCCAUGGAGCAUAUAGCAAUUGCAGUAUCACAUACUGCUUCCAGUCUUUAUAGCACUGAGAAGCCAACUGUCACAUCAUCUCCUGAUGUUACUGGGAAGGAUAGCUCUGAUGAUUACACUGUCACAAAACCUGCAACACAAAAAGAUACUCUUCUGCACAGUACAAUGGACCAAUUGCUUUCCACAAUGACAUCACCUCCUCACUACAGCACAGAUACAUUUUUAAUCCCAAGUAACAUUGAUGUUGUAGGCUCUGGAGAUUACCUUUCAGAAACCACAACUGCAUCAUCUAAGACUUUGACAAUCAAGACUGAAAAUACUGUGGCCCCUCCACUCUCCCAUCAUUUCAGCACAGAGAAACCCACCACAAUGACCUUAGAGUAUACAACUCAAAUGAGUGAGAUAACCACAGAGUUAGUGAAAGCAUCAUCAUCAGAAACAGUUUCAACUCCUACCAAUGGUGCAUUAUCAACCCCAGCACAUGAAGAGAGCACAAGGGACCACGUUACCUCUAAAUCUACAAAAGAAUCAACUUCCACAUUGACAGUAUCUUCUCUUUCAAGCUCUCCCAAGCCUGAUGUAAUGGUUCAGUUUGUUACUACUUAUGUACCUGAACCAGAUACGGCACAAUCUGAGGUGUCCUUCCAACAGGCCCGCUCUGAGAUCAUGUUCACUCAUCAUCCACACAUUGAAAUCUCCUCUGAGAAAACUGUGUUGGCCACAACCAGCCCAAUGAUGCCAAGUGAGGAGUCAAGCCAGCACUUUGAACCUAGUGAUGUGAUUUCCCAGACUGCAAUUACACCCUCAUCACUGAAAGAGAAAACAGCUGAAGCACAGAGCCAAGCAGCUAUGACCAACGAAGUUUCAACUGAUGCUAGAGGUAGCACAGUUGAAGAUAGUAAAACAUCUGUUGACGACUCAAUAACUUCCCAUCUUACUGAUCAAACUGUUUAUUCUAAAGGGACAGAGCCUUCCUCUGCAGACUCAAGCUCAGUGGAAACAUCUGCAGUGAGUUCAAGUGAACAAACUCUAGAAGCAACAGCUUCUUCACUUUCAAUGCCAACAAAAGCGAUGCCAUCCUCAACUGUGUCCUCACCUUUUAGCACCGAGACUCCAUUGGUUGCUUCCAUUUCUGAUGUCACUGAUCGAGUGUCUUUUGAAAAGUCAUCAACAACAUUGCCCAAAACGGUGACAGGAAAGACAGGAGAGACUGCAACUUCCCCAUCCACCUAUCAAAAGUCAACUGCAGUGUCAAGUUUUUCAAGUACAUCAUCGGAGAGUGAGGACAUCCCUGUUUUAACAGAAACAACUAUGAGCAUUUUAACAGAAGAAGAAGGUUCAGGUUCUGUCACUCCGGAUGUUUCCUCUGUUUCCGGUACUAUUGAUUUGGAUAUAACCACAAGCACUUUAUCACCUGAGAUGGCAAACACCCAAACAGAUCAACUAGAACCCUCUACCUCUGAACAAACCUCAGGUCCGAAGGCAACUGAGACCUUCAUCACUGACGCUUAUGCAACACAAUACCGUGCUGUGACCAGCACUGAAGAGUCACCAAAUACAUUAACUUCUGUUGAAUCAGGUUCAACAGCUUCUGAAAGUGAAGAGACACAAGAUGCAGACCUAACAAGCACACAUCAACCUAUUGGUGUUACUCAUGCAGCAGAAAUCUCUAUGAGUUCAGAGACUAAAGUAGUAGUCACCACAAUGCCAACAGAACACAUUUCCCUUGAAUCUACUUCAAAUGUUCCCUCAAAAUCAUCACCAUCACAGCCUGAAGUCAUGGUCCAAUUUCUCACAACGUUUUCCCCUGCAGAACACCUAACCACUCCCCAGAGGUCAUUUGAACAGGCCAGAUCAGAGAUUGCAAUAACACACAUGCCUCACACUGAUCUUUCUUCUCAUGAUAUAUCACUGACCACGACUCGCCCUAUGUUCACAAGUCAUGAAGCAAACCAGAUUACAGAAUCAACAACUGUGCCCGCUACCUCUUCUUCUGUGGCUGAAGCUGUUUCUGCUUCAGUGGAAGAUGAGACAGUUGAAUCCUUGAAUCCUGGUGCAAAGCCAGAACCAUCUCCAGAUACAGUUCACCAACCCACCUCUUUAGAAAAUAUAUAUAAUGACAAUACAGAUUAUCCCGUCCCAGAUUAUGAAGAUCCAAACCUUACCAUUGUUGAAUCAACUCCACCAUCCAAUAAAACCAAAACAUCACAAGACACAGCAGUGUUCCUUACUACACCAGCUGUUGCUCCUCAACCAUCUGAGAGUCAACCUACUGACUCAGUAAGCAGUUCUGGAAGUAGCUCAGAAGAAAGGUCUUCUACAAAGUCUCCCGUAGAAGCAGCAGCAGCUAUCACUUUCUUGCCUUCUGCUUCAGCUCCCGUCAGUACAGCAUCCUCCUCUAGUUCUGAGAGUGGUUCAGAAAGCAUUAGCAGCUCAGGAGAAAGCAUGUUGAUCAAGAUAGAUAAUAAUGAAGUUGCGAACGUCACACCUGAAAUGAUAUCUGCCACGACUAGGUCACCAUUUAUCCUUAGCACUAGGGCUGAAAGUGGGUCCGUCAGUUCUGAGAGUGCAUCCUCCAGCUCUGAGAAUGUGUCUGAUGAAAUUACAAUUACUACAAAGAAACCAAAGAUCAUCAAUACGGAGCAACAGUCCCUGUCCCUAGAUGAAAUUCUGACAGUAUUCAAGGUCAAUGCUACGACAGCCUCAAAGAUAGAGUCCACUAGUGUUGAUAGUACCUCUGGUAAAGAAGAUGAGAGCAAAAUGGACGUCUCUACUUACACUGAAAUACCCACAAGGACCCAAACAGAGUUCACAACGGCACCAGCUCAAGCCCAAAGCCAUUCAGUUUUGGAUGCAUCUCUAGCCACCACUCCGUCAUCUUUUUCUGAGGAACAACAUAAUGACACAACAGUCAUUAAAGGAGAACCACCACUAACAGGGGAGGAAACAACUGCAUUAGCUGACAUAGGAUUCGAGUUGGGGCACACUGUCGAUGGCGAGACAGUCGAAAUACAAGACUCGUGUACAGAAAAUAUUUGUCUCAAUGGAGGAUCUUGCUUCAAGAGUGGCAGCAUCUAUACGUGUAGCUGUACUCCUGGUUACGGUGGUUAUCGCUGUGAAACAGACAUCGAUGAGUGCCAGUCAAACCCAUGCCGCAAUGGAGGUACAUGUUUUGAUCGGCUGGCCUACUUUACUUGUGUCUGCCUACCAAGCUACUCUGGGCUGUAUUGCGAGGAGGAUACAGAAACAUGUGACUAUGGCUGGCAUAAGUUCCAGGGCCACUGCUACAAGUACUUCCCCCAAAGAAGAAACUGGGACACAGCAGAGAGAGAGUGUCGCAUGCAUGGGGCUCAUCUCACCAGCAUCCUCUCCCUCGAGGAGCAACAUUAUGUCAACCGUCUUGGACAGGACUACCAGUGGAUUGGCCUGAAUGAUAAGAUGUUUGACAGUGAUUUCAGCUGGACUGACGGCAGACCUGUGCAAUAUGAAAACUGGAGACCCAACCAGCCUGACAGCUUCUUCUCUUCUGGUGAGGAUUGUGUUGUGAUGAUAUGGCACGAGGACGGCCAAUGGAAUGAUGUUCCUUGCAACUACCAUCUGACCUACACUUGCAAAAAGGGCACAGUGGCCUGUAACCAGCCCCCUCUGGUGGAGAAUGCACGUACCUUUGGUAAAAAGCGUGAGAGGUAUGAGAUCAACUCGCUGGUGAGAUACCAGUGUCGAACAGGCUUUAUUCAGAGGCACGUCCCAACUAUCCGUUGUCGUGGAGAUGGACGAUGGGAUAGCCCUAAAAUAGCCUGCAAUAACCCAUCAAGCUAUCAGAGGAAUGUUUUCCAAAAACAUCAACACAAGAGUCUCUACAGCGUAAACAACUUUAAAAGUUCUCCGGACGCAGCCUUUCACCAUCAGCGCUACCGGGGAAGAAGAGAGAGAACUGAACAUAAGCAGAACAGAAAGUAAUGCCAUUUAACGGGGCACAGCUUCCCCUGGACAAGAACACAUGGCUGAUGCUUGUGUGAAAGAGGAAAACGAUUCCCCAAGAAAAAGCACAUGAGAAAACUCAUCAAAAGAAACCAGGCGGAUAACCUGCAGCUUUUGUUGCGUUUUGGAUGACAAUGGAAUCUUAUCAAGUGCCUUUUGAAAAGAUGUUGAUACAUAACUUUUCUUAUCAAGGAGCACAGUUUUAUAACAAUGCCAAUGUGGAUUUAACACUUUCAGCUGGCUACUGGAAAAGCAAAAAAGUGUACUCAUUCUUUUUAAACUGCGGACGUUUUUUAUUUUUCCAGCUUAUCAAAUAAUACAUUCAUGACUGUUGUCUAAUGACUUGUACACCAAAUGUUUUAUUUAAAAUCACCAUAAGUAUUCCUUAUUCAUA